This is a messenger RNA of Triticum turgidum subsp. durum (durum wheat), 681 nucleotides long. Lineage: Eukaryota; Viridiplantae; Streptophyta; Magnoliopsida; Poales; Poaceae. The record is from the annotation of a GenBank genome assembly.
AUGGCACUCGGCCGAAGACGUGGUUGUGCCGGUCACCGGGAGUCGCAGAAAUUGCUAAAGAAAGCUUUGGCCGGUGGGGCAUGGGCAAAUAAUGGUGACGACGGCACCGCUAGAGCUCAGGAAAGCACCAACACCAAAAACCAUGUCAUUUCGGAGAGGAGGCGCCGGGAGAAGCUCAACGAGAUGUUUCUGAUUCUUAAGUCGUUGGUCCCGUCCAUUCACAAGGUGGACAAGGCAUCCAUCCUAGCUGAGACGAUAGCAUAUCUCAGAGAGCUGGAACAGAAGGUGGAGGAGCUAGAAUCUAACAAGGCUGCCGGAACAACAGUUGUCAGGAAACGUCAUGAAGUCGGCGGGAAGAAGGUGUUAGCUGGUUCUAAGAGAAAGGCGUCGGAGCUCGGCGGGGAGGACACGCCUCUCCCCAAGGACGGCCCGAGCAACAUCGUCAAUGUCACCGUGACGGACAAAGAGGUGCUCCUUGAGGUGCAAUGCCGGUGGAAGGAGCUACUGAUGACACAAGUGUUCGACGCCAUCAAGAGCCUCCGCCUGGACGUGUUGUCCGUCCGCGCGUCCACGCCUGACGGCCUCCUCGCUCUCAAGAUACGAGCUCAGUUUGCCGGUCCUGGCGCCGUGGAACCCGGGAUGAUCAGCGAGGCACUUCAGAAAGCUAUACGCAGGCGCUGA